This is a messenger RNA of Ostrinia furnacalis (Asian corn borer), 1598 nucleotides long. RefSeq names its product zinc finger protein 287. Gene Ontology annotation, cellular component: nucleus. Bases 118 to 1596 code for a protein of 492 amino acids. NCBI's taxonomy places the organism in Eukaryota, Metazoa, Arthropoda, Insecta, Lepidoptera, Crambidae. Gene Ontology annotation, molecular function: zinc ion binding. The transcript has 10 exons. The record is from RefSeq and is a predicted model, not a curated record.
ACAGCGUUGCUAGCUCUUGUUGUGUUGUGUGUAAAAAAUGGAAUUUAUUGUUGUUCUAUCCUAGGAUAAAAGCUGUUAACGUUUUGUUUAUUAUCCUUUUACUUUAUUUAAACAAAAAUGGCAGUUUACGUGACAAAAGCUAUGAUGUCCAAGUUUCAGAAAACAGAAUUUUGGCCUGUAUCAAUGGAAACCGAUGCACAAGCGUCUACCAGUAAUGACCACUGGCACAAAAUUGCUUUCGAGAGUAAAAAAAGUGGCGGCUUAGCAAGAGGACUGAUAUGCAGAGUCUGUGGGAGGAAUGGUGUCAUGCCGUUGACUGAAAGAAUAAAUGGUGUUGAAAUCAUGACUUGCAUUGAAAGGAUUACUAAUGUGACAAUUGACCUUGAAGAUUCACUGCCGAAAUACAUCUGCAAUGAUUGUCUGGAAGUGUUAAGGGCAGCAAUUAAUUUUAAGGAAACUUGUGAAAUAUCAGACAGAAAGUUUAGGAGAAUAUUAAAUCCUAUGGGUGAUCCUGCUCUCCAUUCUUAUCCAUAUUCUAAACAUGACUUCCAUAUGAUACUGAAUCAGAUGAAAGAGAAACGUCAAAGGGCUGAGGAAAAAAGAGAAAAACUACGUAAAAAACAAGAAAGAAUAGAACAAAGAAAAGUGCCUAAAAUAAAGCAGUUCAAAUGCUCUCCAUGCGACAUGACAUUUCCAAACAAGGAGAAGCUAACUCUACACAGACGCGAGCGGCAGUGCAUGCGGCGCGCCUGCGACAUCUGCGGGCAGCUCGUGGUCAGCAUCCCGCAGCACAUGCGCUACAUCCACAAGCAGGUCGUGCAGCACAAGUGCCCCACCUGCGGCAAGGAGUUCCCCGUCAUCGCCCGGCUCAAGAACCACAUGCUGGUGCACACGGACACGUUCAACUUCUUCUGUGACCUGUGCCCGUACAAGUGCAAGCACAAGUACUACCUGGUGAUGCACAUGCGCACGCACACCGGCGAGAAGCCGUACAAGUGCGCGCAGUGCCCCGCCACCUUCGUCAACCCCUCCAACCGGAACAAGCACAAGCUUACGCACCAGGAGAAGCAGUUUAAGUGCGCGCUGUGCGAGAAAGUUUUCCGCACCAACACAGUGUUACGAGAACACCACGAGGCCAUGCACAUGAACAUCAAGCACACCUGCAACUACUGCGGGAGAGACUUCUGCUACAAAUCGGACCUCCGCAAACAUGAGAUCAGAAACCACAACCGCACUAAGCGAGAUUACGUAGGCGGCGAACCGACGUAUAAGCAAGUAGAACGCUUGCAAAAGGUUCAAGAAACUCCAGAAGAUAUGGAAAAAUGGGAUCCGCAGAAGAUGCAAGCGACCGCCAACAGAAAUUGGCGGACAGAAGAGAUCACCGUCACGCAGCUAAUGCAAGGGACAUACAUUGAGCAAACCAAGGAAUUCAUACCGGCGAAUAACUCGCUUUACUUCUCCGAUAUGUCGGGAAUUAUACAGCAGCAACCGCAAAUGGUGCAACAACAAACGGUGCAGUUGACGCUGCCGGAAUUGGGGAUGAAGAAGGAUGAAGUCAAAAUAUACGAAACUCAGCAAGGAAUUGGAUAUUUCUAAAC